UCCAGUGCGCAAGUAGCUGGACGACGAAGUGUUUUCUAUUCAUUCCGCGAGAGAAAGUAGUCCGUUCCAUGACUUCUCAGCGGCUUGACUUUUCUAAAGAAACCUUGUCGCCGGUGCUAACAGGAUGAAUUCGCAAUAAAUCCUCCCAAAUCUUUGUUAAUUACAAUAUUCAUCAUUCCUUCUUUUGCUUAUUUACAGUUUCAUGGCGUCAUAAGGAUGACACAAUACUACAUUUUCACAGCCACAACCCGGUUGUUACUCCGCGAUAGAACGCAGGAAUGAUGAAGCAUACAUAAGCAAGAAGCCACCUGCAUGUCCUUGUAUGUUUACUCAAGAGUCAAGUAAACUGUAUCAUUCAGGAAACAAACGACAAUAAAGUUUGUUUUGUGGCCAGCAAAUGAGACACAACGUUUCUGUUGGGCGAUUUCUUCAUUUCUAAUUGAUAAAACUUGGUGUCUUUCCUCCCUGCGUUCGAUUUUCCUGUUUACCCUGGUUGCCAUGGACACGGGUUCUGCACAGAUGACAAGUUCCUGUCUGUGAACUAGGUCUGACGUUUUGAGAAGCCGAGAAUUUGCGACUUUGUUUCCCGAAGUCAGUACGCAUCUGUCGACCUGACGUAUAAUGAGAAUGGAGUCCAGUGAUAAAGUGAGAGCCGUGGUGAAGAACACGGUAAAGAAAAAGCAGAGUCAGGGAGGAGAAGCAGCGACCAGCUUUAGCCACCUGACCAGGGAUACAUUUCAAGAGACCCUACACACACUUCACAAGGAGUGUGCUGAGCUGCUAGAGCUGACAAAACAACAAGCUGAGGAUGACUUGGCCAGGUCCUCCCAUAUCUUGCAACUCCAGAUUCAAAUUGCAGACAAGGAACUGCAAGCAGCUGAUACAAAGGUCCAACAUGAAAGGCAGUUGUUGGAGGCUCGCAGUGACCUCAAAGCGGCAAUUGUUGAGCUGCAGCAGGAGAAGCAGAGGUCUGUUAUUCUUUUAACCUUCAGAAUUAUAACUAUUGAGAGCGCUCAAAAGAGCCUAGAGCUUGAUAACCUGAAGGCACGGGUGACUGUGCUGAAAGCAGGAGGAGCCAGUUUCAGCAGUCGUGAAGAUGAGAGACACCACAAGUCAGUUCUACAGGCAGACCGGCUUCAGAUCCUGUUGGAGGAGCAGAGAAAGGAAAACACCAUCCUGAAAACCCAGCUUCUGCAGACACUGAAUCAAUUGUAUGAGAGGGAAGAGAGCCUCACAACUUACACAAAACAUCAAGAGGACUCUUUCCUGCCUGAGCAGUUCCUGGAAUGCAGCGCUUCUCCCUUAGAUGACGAGGAGGGGAUGCUGCCAGAUAACAUGGAACAUCAAGAGGACUCUUUCCUGCCUGAGCAGUUCUUGGUCCGCAGCGGUUCUCCCUUAGAUGACGAGGAGGGGAUGCUGCCAGAUAACAUGGAACAUCAAGAGGACUCUUUCCUGCCUGAGCAGUUCCUGGAAUGCAGCGGUUCUCCCUUAGAUGACGAGGAGGGGAUGCUGCCAGAUAACAUGGAACAUCAAGAGGACUCUUUCCUGCCUGAGCAGUUCCUGGAAUGCAGCGCUUCUCCCUUAGAUGACAAGGAGGGAAUGCUGCCAGAUAACAUGGAACAUCAAGAGGACUCUUUCCUGCCUGAGCAGUUCUUGGGAUGCAGCGCUUCUCCCUUAGAUGACGAGGAGGGGAUGCUGCCAGAUAACAUGGAACAUCAAGAGGACUCUUUCCUGCCUGAGCAGUUCUUGGUCCGCAGCGGUUCUCCCUUAGAUGACGAGGAGGGGAUGCUGCCAGAUAACAUGGAACAUCAAGAGGACUCUUUCCUGCCUGAGCAGUUCCUGGAAUGCAGCGCUUCUCCCUUAGAUGACAAGGAGGGAAUGCUGCCAGAUAACAUGGAACAUCAAGAGGACUCUUUCCUGCCUGAGCAGUUCUUGGUCCGCAGCGGUUCUCCCUUAGAUGACGAGGAGGGGAUGCUGCCAGAUAACAUGGAACAUCAAGAGGACUCUUUCCUGCCAGAGCAGUUCCUGGAAUGCAGCGCUUCUCCCAUUGUCAAAGAGGAAGAGAGGAUGACAUCUGACAUGAGCAUGGUCAUUGCCCCCGUCUCGGAAGCGCUGUUCACCAACUACAGCUCUGCCCUGCAAACAAGUCCAGUGUCUACGUUAGAUCCAGACUCAAAAGACAUUUUAAGCUGUUCAUCUGGUCCAAGCUUGAAAACACUGUGCCAUCCAUUGGCUGCACAACCCAAGAUGGCGGAUGCAAAAUCAUUGAUUAACAACAAGAAGCGUGGUGGCCUGAUUCAGCGGGUACUGAAAAAGACUAUGUCGCUGGCUGACAAGAAGUGGAGCAAAGCACCAUUGGCUCCUGCACAAUUCAGGACCUAUUUCUAUUCCAUCAACACAUUCUGUGGUGUUUUGAAUCUAGGCGGCUUGCACUACUACUGAGUAUUCUGGAUGGAAUUGAUCCGGCAACAUUGCAGUGGAGCGUAAGAUGUUUAUAAUGUGCAGAGUCAGUCGGUCUCUGUAAGCAAGGAGACAUCUGACAUGUUUUAUCAAAAAAUGAAAGAGUAUAUAUAUCACGCCUUUUAAUAAGAGGUGAUCUAUUUUUUUGUAUAUAACGCGUACGUCUAUGUGAUCUGUCACAAACAAUUGUUCUGUGAAGAUGUCACACAUCAUAAAGUCUUAUGAAGUGUG
Branchiostoma floridae (Florida lancelet) is the source of this 2691-nucleotide messenger RNA. RefSeq lists its product as uncharacterized. Lineage: Eukaryota; Metazoa; Chordata; Leptocardii; Amphioxiformes; Branchiostomatidae. The record is from RefSeq and is a predicted model, not a curated record. Gene Ontology annotation, cellular component: nucleolus. The transcript has 15 exons. Gene Ontology annotation, biological process: apoptotic process; extrinsic apoptotic signaling pathway via death domain receptors. Gene Ontology annotation, molecular function: DNA binding. The coding region runs from base 622 to 2442 and encodes 606 amino acids.